GCACGCUGGCCCACCACCCAGCCAGCUGUCUGCCAGCACUUUGGCUUGUCGCUUCUCCUCCUCUUUUCCCGUGCAACGACGUGUGCUGUGAAGAAUGAAUUGAAUCCCCCGCCUUUCAUUCUUUUCGUGACAGCCAAUCGUUUCAGCACCGUACCUUGACACCCGUGCACCCUGCUCGCUCGAUUCCGGGACCAUCGCGCUAUGACAGUCUGACCUUGUCUGACGGUCCUCCGAGCAGCGAGUCCUUUGUUCGUUUCUCCGCUCCCCUCGACACCUGAAUUCGCACCCAGAAGCUCUGUGAAGGGCGUCUGUCACCCGGCCCUCGCUGCUUGCUCUCUGUCGACUGCCUGGGUGCUCUCUCCAUGCAUCGGUUCCCUUGACGACAUCUGGGUGCGAGACUCACACCUCGUUGCACAUCUUUUCGAGGUAGUACGCCAGACACCUCCCAUGGCGACCACCAUGCUUCCCUCGGGAGGCAUUGCCCUCCACGGGGCUCCGGACAGCGACAUGGGGUCCAGGGACGCCAAAACGACGCCAGUGCAAGCCAUGCAGGUGGAGAUGACCCAAGACAUUGUCGACGAGCUGCUCGAGAGCGUGAGGAGCGGGAAACCGCCGCAGAUAAUCUUCGGCAGGACUCCUCACCUCAAAUGCGGCGACAAGAACCACGUACUGCAGACCAGCUCCGAGAGCUAUCGAUACGAACUGUACCAUUCCAGCGGGGCUGGCCACGACGACGGCCUCGAAUUCACGAGCUUGAUCAACCACAGUCUCCUUGUGCAGGCGGCGGACGAUGUGACGGCGGGCGUCGACACAGCGCUGGAGCAGCUGAAGAGUAGCAUGGCGGCGAUAUCAGAGUUGAAGGAAGCCAACAAAACUAUCGUCGGCGAUGCUACUCCCUCGCGCACCCCCGGCCACCGCCGCAUUCCCUCGAAGGGAUUCAAGCCGCAGCAUCUUGCUCCUUCCUCCAUGGGCUCACCCCUGCUCAGCGUGCCUUCCUCGCCCAUGACCAAGCGACCCCCCACCUCGCAGCCGAGCAGCGCCCACGGCAUGAUACUCAACGCUCUCCGCGUCCCGCUGAUCCACCUUCUCGCCGUGCAGCCGUCGCGAGAGGCGUAUCUUGCCGAAACGUGUCGCACGUCGCUAGCAAACGUGCGCGACCUGCUCCCCAAAAUAGCCAAGCACUCUGCCGACGACGCGGAGAAGUGGCAGCUCACGGACAAGUCAUUCCGUGAAUUCAAUCCCUGGAAAUUUGCAUACAGGACCUCGGAGGACCGAGAGCAAGCGAUCAACAGCGCAAUCAAGUCGUUUGACCGCCUGCGGCUAGCGAAGGACGACAAGCUUUGGCAGAUCUUACUCCCGCGUGAAGAGCGAGGCCAAGGUAAAUGCCUCUCGCGGCUUACCGUCAAAGCAAUCGAGCCCAAGCCUGCGACGCCGCUGCACAAGAUGCCCAACCUAAAGGAGAAGAAGCCGGCGGCAAAGAAGACGGAAGACAAGGAUGCCGAUAAGAAGACAGCGAAGGAUGUGAAAGACACAGAGCCAAAGGCGAAAAAAGUAGUGAAAGAGAAGGCGGUAAAGCCAACCAAGGAUGCGCCGGCGAAACACGCAACUACACCCGCAGCAACCUCGACCCCAAAGCUCGCUCCUACCGCUGCUACUUCCCACCGCAACACUCCUUCGACUGAGGCUACCAAAAUCCGCACUAAGAAGGCAGCGCCCACGUCCGAAGGCUCUUCGACUCCUCGCGUCAAGUCUAAAAUGUCCGCACGGGAUCUUCACAGAGACCGCGCCCCGCGACCGGCCAAGCCCCCGAUGCCCGUCAAUACCAAGCCAAAGAAUCCAUCGCCUCUUUCUGCGUCACCACCCGUAAAUGCCAGCGACUUCGAGGACAACCAUCCAGUCCACAAGGCUCUAUCCGCCGCCCCAUCCCCGGCAAAGACCUCAUCUGGCAAUUCUGACCGCUCGCUAAAGCGCAAAGCCAACGACAUUGACAGCGAUAUCCACAACCACAGUCUCUCUGUCAAAAAGCCACACGUCGACCGCAGUACUCCAAACCACACGCCUUCUGGCAUGAACGGCCGGCCGAACGGCAUCACCCCCUCAAGCAGCAACUCGCUCAAGCGCAGAUCUGACGAGUCCUCCACUUCCACGACGCCCACAGCCAAGAUCCGCAAAGUCACCAACAUCGACACCUCUCUCGCGUCCCGCUAUCUGCACCACGCAGCGCAGACGUCGCCGGGCGACUCGUCGUCCUCGACUACGUCCCCCUCCAUACCAAGCCUCAGCUUCCGCCAGACAGUGGAGUUGAGUCAGAAAUUCCAGAAGUACUACAAGAGGUACGAGGAUCUGUACUGGCAGUUGACAGAAUCGGAGACGCCGCCGACAGAGACACAACGGAGCGAUCUACUAAAGAUGCACAAGAAGCUCGAGGAGAUGAAGCGCGAGAUCAAGGCGGGUGCGGGUGUGCAUCGGUAACAUUGGAGCGCUCGACUGGCAACUAAUACCCGCGCGAGGUCGAUGACAACAUGCUUCGGGAGGCCGAGGAGGCAAUUUGCAUACAAAAUUGGUGUUCAGGGACUCAUCUACUUCCUUUGGGAUCCUCUCUGGCUGCAUUUUGUUCUGGUGUUUUUUCUUUUGCAUACCACAACAAUACUCCUACCUAUGGCAUUGGUACGAAAUAGGGAACUGCAUCUUGGCUGCGGCGUUUCUUCCGAGUCUCCUUUAUAUACACACAAAAGGUGCCCGCUGGGUGGCAACCGCUGUUCAUGUCCAUGAACUACGAAAUGAUGCAUAAUGGAUAAAUAAAAUGACUCGCAUUUCGCAAUAACGAGUAUAAGGACUAGAUAGGAGUGUUUUCACGGAAGGUUUUACUGUACGAUACCAAUAUAAAGCAAAGUCUUCGGAGUC
Molecule: messenger RNA, 2904 nt
Organism: Trematosphaeria pertusa
Lineage: Eukaryota; Fungi; Ascomycota; Dothideomycetes; Pleosporales; Trematosphaeriaceae
Exons: 3
Coding region: 460-2472 (670 amino acids)
Source: RefSeq, a predicted model, not a curated record